AUGGCUUCGAGCUCUGUUGAUCAUGGUAUUGGCGGAACAGACACAUCUUCUCUAGAUGUCCUUCACCCAGAAAUCAUCGAGACACGUGUUUUGGCUAAAUUGGACGGCCGUUCUAUUGCUUCUGUGGCCUGUACUUCCAACUUAUUACGGACUCUCUGCAACAGAAAAAGCUUGUGGAGAGGCAUUUGUAAUUCCACCUGGGACUCUGUAAAACACCCACUAGUCCAACAAACUAUCUGUUCCUUUCCUGGCAGCUAUCGCUCUUUUUACAACGAUUCAUUCCCCGUUCUAUGUUCUUCAAGAACUAAAAAGGGAGGCCUUCGCGAUCAAGUAAAAACCAGGGAGCUAAUUUCAGCUGUGGAUAUACACUACGAGAAGAAUCCGGUUCACUCCAAAGUAUUAGUCACCAAUGUGCAUGCCAGCAGCUUUCCACAAUCGUUGUUCUGUGUGGACUUGAUUGAGUCCAACGAAACUGUGGAAAUGCCAUUGAAAUACGAAGGUGAUGAGAAUAAGUGCAUGUUAAAGCUGGAAGAGAAGUUGACCCUGAGUUGGAUUGUCAUUGAUCCUACUCUGAAAAGGGCAGCCAAUGUGUCGAGUUCGAGGCCAGUUUGUGUGAAACCAUACUGGGAUGGAACUAGUAUUAAGGUCAUAUACGCCACAAUUCUCUCCGGUGAUUCCUGUGGCAUCUAUAAAACAGAGUUUGUUGAAUGUAGGAUCGUAGCUAUAUUUGGCUGCGAAGAAGGAAAAAACAUUGAACUGAGGAAGCUGAGUUUUUGUGUGGUUGACAUGGAAAGGACACGUUUAAAAGGCGAAAAGACUCUAAGGAUACUGCAGGAGGCUAUGGUGAGUGGCCAAAGGAAGAAACGAAAUGGUGAAGCGAAAGAGGUGUAUUCUAAGUAUUUAAGUAUUCUAAGCGAAAGAGAUGUUAAGAAGAGGAGGCAGAAUAUGUUAUAUUCGGUUUUGUGGAUCAUCACUGUAUCAUUUUGGUUUUCUUCGCCAUUCGCUUAG
Daucus carota subsp. sativus is the source of this 1008-nucleotide messenger RNA. RefSeq names its product probable F-box protein At2g36090. The record is from RefSeq and is a predicted model, not a curated record. Gene Ontology annotation, molecular function: protein binding. The transcript has a single exon. Lineage: Eukaryota; Viridiplantae; Streptophyta; Magnoliopsida; Apiales; Apiaceae. Bases 1 to 1008 code for a protein of 335 amino acids.